Messenger RNA from Ascoidea rubescens DSM 1968, 918 nucleotides. RefSeq names its product DNA-binding protein kinase TEL1 (gene TEL1). Gene Ontology annotation, molecular function: protein serine/threonine kinase activity; protein binding. Lineage: Eukaryota; Fungi; Ascomycota; Saccharomycetes; Ascoideales; Ascoideaceae. The record is from RefSeq and is a predicted model, not a curated record. The transcript has a single exon. Gene Ontology annotation, biological process: DNA damage response. The coding region runs from base 1 to 918 and encodes 305 amino acids.
AUGGAGCAGGUAUUUGAAAAGUGCAAUAGAUUUUUCCAGGCAGAUAAGGAAACACGAAAGAGAAAGUUAAAGUUGAGAACGUAUAAAGUUGUUCCGAUAGGGAAUAGUGGUGGAAUCAUUGAGUUUGUUUGUAAUACGAUAUCAUUUAUUGAUAUAGUGUAUCCGUAUCACUUGAAGCAUGAUGAGAUGAGUUAUAGUGAUGCGAAAGGUAUUAUGCUGAAAGCACAGAAUAAGACGAAGGAGAUAAGGAUAAGUGAGUAUAAGAGAAUUUGCGAUAAGAUUCAACCAGUUUUCCGGUAUUAUUUCAUGGAUAAAUAUUUGGAUAGUAAUAGUUGGUUUGAGUCGAAAAUUUCGUAUUGUUGUGGGACAGCCAGUUCAUCUAUUGUUGGGCAUGUGUUGGGGUUGGGAGACCGGCACUGUAAUAAUAUAUUGAUCAAUGAAUUUGGAGAGCCAAUUCAUAUUGAUUUAGGGGUGGCAUUUGAUCAAGGUAAGCUGUUACCGAUACCAGAAACAGUUCCAUUUCGAUUGACAAGAGAUAUUGUUGAUGGAUUUGGAAUCAGUGGAGAAGGAAUGUUUAAGAAGAACAGUGAAUGUUGUUUUAAAGUGUUAAGGAAUAAUAAAGCAAAAAUCAGUACAAUGUUAGAAGUGUUGAAAUGGGAUCCAUUAUAUUCGUUUGUUGUUACACCAUUGAAAAAGCUUAAAUUGCAAAAGCUAUCAGAUAUUACAAUUCGACAAGAGAUAAUUAAAGAGGAUGAUAAUGAUAAGUUCAGUGGGACAGAAAAGGCAUUGGGAGCAGUGCAGCAAAAAUUGGUUGCUGAUGGACUUAGUAAUGAAGCAGUAGUUUCUGAAUUGAUUCAAGAAGCAACGGAUGUCAAUAAUUUGGCCGUAAUUUACGUUGGAUGGUCGCCGUUCUACUGA